This is a messenger RNA of Vigna angularis (adzuki bean), 579 nucleotides long. Its product is annotated as F-box/kelch-repeat protein At5g26960-like. The transcript has a single exon. The record is from RefSeq and is a predicted model, not a curated record. NCBI's taxonomy places the organism in Eukaryota, Viridiplantae, Streptophyta, Magnoliopsida, Fabales, Fabaceae. Bases 1 to 579 code for a protein of 192 amino acids. Gene Ontology annotation, molecular function: protein binding.
AUGGUCUCCAACGCGCCACCUAUGCGUUAUCGCUGCCUUGGAGUCUCGGUUGAUGGGAUCUUUUAUGUCAUCGGCGGAUUGAGAAUUUGCGCAUUGACACAGAACCUGCUCCCACGCGCUUCCUGUAGAACUGAGGCCCACGCGGCGUAUGCGAGUUCCAUGGAUCUAUUUGACGUGGAGGCGCGUGUGUGGCUCCGAAGUCGCACUGUUCCUAACGGAGGCUGUGUGGUGGCGGCUUGCGCUGCGGCUAGGCGCGUGUAUGUACUCACCAGCCACGCGGUGGAGUUUUCGUUUUGGAGCUUUCACUUCCGGAGGAAAAGCGGUAGUGGAAAAGGAUUUGGAGAGUGGAGUAGGAUAAAGAGCCCGCCACUACCGGCUCAAGUUAGAGUCGACACGAGAACGAGGUUUAAUUUUGUAGGUAUUGGCGAUAAGGUGGUGCUGAUUCAGAGUUUGAAUGAAGUGAGAGGGGUGAAAGAGGGCUUUGUUUUGGUUUAUGAUUGCGCCACCAGAGAGUGGCAGAGAGGGGCGAAUUUACUGGAUGUUUAUCGACGCGCAACUUAUGUGGGUGUGGAACGCUAA